AUGACCUGCGAAGCCUGCCGUACCAUUCCCCCCGUCGUCGCCGAGGGCUACACCCCGAAAGGCACCUACGAGGGCGUCGCCGGCCUCAACACCUACAUCACCGGCGCGCAGGACGCCGCCUACGGUCUGAUCGACAUCUACGACAUCUUCGGCCUCUCCAACCAAACGCUGCAGGGCGCCGACCUCCUCGCCGCCCGGCUCCACGCCGUCGUCCUCGUCCCGGAUUUCUUCCACGGCGACAAGGCCGACCCCGCCUGGCUGCCGCCCGACACCCCGGAGAAGCAGGCGGCGCUGACCAAGUUCAUCUCGACCCGCGCCUCUCCCACUGACGCGGUCAAAGUGCUGGAGGCUGCGGUCGCGGUCUACCGGGAGCGGUUCCCGCGUGUGCAGGCGUGGGCUGCGACGGGUUUGUGCUGGGGUGGGAAGGUGGCCGUUCUCGCCUCCGGACCGAACACGCCCUUCAUCGCAUCGGGCCAGGUGCACCCCGGACGCAUGGACGCGGCGGACGCGCAGCGGCUGACGAUCCCGCACGUCGUGCUGGCGUCCAAGGACGAGCCCGCCGCGGUGGUGCAGGCGUAUGCGAAGACGAUCGCCGCGAACGGGCUGGGCGGGCACGUGGAGACCUACAGCACCAUGUGGCAUGGCUGGAUGGGGGCCCGCGCCAAUCUGGAGGCGGAGGAGAGUCUGGCUGAGUAUAAGCGGGGGUAUAACCAGUUGGCGGAUUUCUUUGAGAAGUAUUUUCAGAAGGUUGGGGCUACAGUUCAAUAA
Messenger RNA from Aspergillus japonicus CBS 114.51, 768 nucleotides. RefSeq lists its product as uncharacterized. Gene Ontology annotation, molecular function: hydrolase activity. The transcript is spliced from 5 exons. NCBI's taxonomy places the organism in Eukaryota, Fungi, Ascomycota, Eurotiomycetes, Eurotiales, Aspergillaceae. The coding region runs from base 1 to 768 and encodes 255 amino acids. The record is from RefSeq and is a predicted model, not a curated record.